CCAGCUGACAUCAUCUCCACUGUAGAGUUCAACCACACAGGAGAGCUCCUGGCCACAGGAGAUAAGGGGGGGCGAGUGGUCAUCUUUCAGAGGGAACCUGAGUGUAAGACAGAGCCAUACUCCCAAGGAGAGUACAAUGUCUACAGCACGUUCCAGAGCCACGAGCCUGAGUUUGACUACCUGAAGAGUCUGGAGAUCGAGGAGAAGAUCAACAAGAUCCGAUGGCUGCCGCAGCAGAACGCCGCCCACUUCCUCCUCUCCACCAAUGAUAAGACUAUUAAGCUGUGGAAGGUGAGCGAGAGAGACAAGCGACCUGAAGGAUACAACCUGAAGGAUGAGGAAGGAAGGCUGAAGGACCUCUCCACCGUCACCUCGCUCCAGGUGCCGGUGCUGAUGCCCAUGGAGCUGAUGGUGGAGGUCAGCUCUCGCAGGGUGUUUGCCAACGCCCACACCUACCACGUCAACUCCAUCUCCGUCAACUCCGACUGCGAGACCUACAUGUCUGCCGACGACCUGCGGAUCAACCUCUGGCACCUUGGCAUCACCGACCGCAGCUUCAACAUUGUGGACAUCAAGCCAGCCAACAUGGAGGAGCUGACGGAGGUGAUCACCUCAGCAGAGUUCCACCCCCAGCAGUGUAACCUGUUUGUGUACAGCAGCAGCAAGGGCACCCUCCGCCUCUGUGACAUGAGAGAGGCCGCACUGUGUGACAAACACUCCAAGUUGUUUGAGGAGCCGGAGGACCCCAGUAAUCGUUCCUUCUUCUCAGAGAUCAUUUCCUCGGUCUCUGACGUCAAGUUCAGCCACAGCGGACGCUACCUGCUGACCAGAGACUAUCUCACUGCCAAGGUGUGGGACCUCCAGAUGGAAAACAAACCCCUGGAGACCUACCAGGUGCAUGAUUACCUCCGCAGCAAGCUAUGCUCCCUCUACGAGAAUGACUGCAUCUUCGACAAGUUUGAGUGUGCCUGGAAUGGAUCGGACAGUGUGAUCAUGACCGGUUCCUACAACAACUUCUUCCGGAUGUUCGACCGGAACACCAAGCGGGACGUGACCCUGGAGGCGUCGCGGGAGAGCAGCAAGCCCCGCGCCGUGCUCAAGCCCCGCCGCGUGUGCGCCGGGGGCAAACGGAGGAAGGACGACAUCAGCGUGGACAGCCUGGACUUCACCAAGAAGAUCCUGCAUACCGCCUGGCACCCCACGGAGAACAUCAUCGCCAUCGCCGCCACCAACAACCUCUACAUCUUCCAGGACAAGCUCAACUCUGAGAUGCACUGACUGCUGGGAGGAGUGGACACACACACACAAUACACACACAGACACACACACACCUACAUAAACACAAUCAUAAAAAUGAGAGUGAUCCUGUGGAGAAAACAUCUCAGUCUCUGCCCCCCCCCCUCCCCCCGUCCCUUCCUAUGUCCCCCGCCAAUAUACUUCCCCCCACAUCUCACAUCCAUCCAAAGGCACUCCUACAUCCAUCCCCAACCCUGAAUGGACCUGCCCUUGGGCCAGAGGGGAGCUGUGUUACCUAAAGGGGAUUAUGGAUUAUCGUGGACUAUGGAUUACAGAGUUCCAUAUCACAGAUUUCUGUCCCGGAGACGGCUGGAUUGUGGUUGAUCAUGUGCUGCUUUGUUCUUGGUUGGUUUUGCAAUGGCGAGGGGAUUAUGACCCUCAGACAGGAAACAGGCUCCGGCUGUCGUUGUGUCUCCUGUUCUCUUGUCCUCCUCCCCCUGCUUCUCUCCCCUCUCUCCUCUCUGUGUACAUGUGUGUGCUGGACCCAAACCCAGAGCUGUUCCUGCUGUUAGAUUGACUGAUUGUCAGUGUUGAUGUGGAGAAUAUGUGGAACCUCUGCACGGGUCUACUGUACUGUUUGCUUUGAAGUCUUACUGUUAUGUAGUUCAAUCACGACUAUUAUUAUGUAAAUUGUCUGUGAUGGUGUCACCCAUGACGGUAAUAGUGAUGAGGAUGGUCGGUGAUGGUGACAGUGACGGUUAACGGUACUCAAGUGUCAAGUCAGUCCCGACUAGAUGUACAACCACUAAAACUCCCUAAGGUUCGGUGAACCCCCUCUCCCCUACCAUUGGGGUGUGUUCAGUGAGGCGAAACGUUACAAAAUGCUGCAAACAGAUCGGUAACAUAAAAUAACACCACCCCGAGCUCUCCAUACAGUCAUACCACAAGCGUGUCUCCCUGAAUGUUCUGCAACACUUCGCGCCCCUGAACGCACCCCUGCUGUAAGCUGCCGAUUGUUGAAGCUGCUGGGGAGCUACCCUGUGUCAUGAAUGACGAGCUACUUUGCAACAAAAAAAGACGAAAAACGACGACAAAAACACAGUAGUCCAACAAUCAAGCAAAAAGAUGCUGCAUGAAAAAAAAAAAAAAAAUCGCCUACGUGUUUAUAAACUGACUGACUGGCUGCCUUUCUAAUCGUUAAACCGGGCUGUAUACUGGCUUCUGGAGCUCUGCCUCGACACAGCACUAGUUACCAUAGACGAAGAGCUCUACUUUCUUUGUGUCUCAGGACACGCAAGCAUGUUUACCAAUGUUCGGUUUUACCGUGUACAAAUAAAACGAAGCCGAACGACGUCGGUUUCGAGGAAAACACUGAACUGGAGGAAUGGGGAAUGUUUUAUCAGCGUUGUAAUCAAGACCUUUAAAGGGCCUGAAUCGUGUCUGUAUAUAUAUAUCAACUGUUUUUGACUUUUAUGGUUUCGUUUCUGAAGAUGACCGUGAUCAAUAAUUAGGUUACAGAGCAGAUCAUCUCCAAUGAUGAUGGUGUUGACCCGGCACGGUAGAAAAAUAAAUGACCCUCUUUCAGUCUGUCACAAAAUUAUUUUUCUGGCUCUGUCCAUCUUUGUUUAUAACGUUCAUUUAAGUGAUAUAUUUGUGUAUGUCAUUUUGAUCAGCAUUGAUUCACCU
Messenger RNA from Hypomesus transpacificus, 2922 nucleotides. RefSeq names its product serine/threonine-protein phosphatase 2A 55 kDa regulatory subunit B gamma isoform. Gene Ontology annotation, biological process: peptidyl-serine dephosphorylation. Lineage: Eukaryota; Metazoa; Chordata; Actinopteri; Osmeriformes; Osmeridae. Gene Ontology annotation, molecular function: protein phosphatase regulator activity; protein binding. The transcript is spliced from 8 exons. The record is from RefSeq and is a predicted model, not a curated record. Gene Ontology annotation, cellular component: protein phosphatase type 2A complex; cytosol. The annotation marks the transcript as partial.